This is a messenger RNA of Blastocystis hominis, 708 nucleotides long. RefSeq lists its product as hypothetical. The record is from RefSeq and is a predicted model, not a curated record. Gene Ontology annotation, molecular function: magnesium ion binding. The coding region runs from base 1 to 708 and encodes 235 amino acids. The transcript is spliced from 3 exons. Gene Ontology annotation, cellular component: cytoplasm. Gene Ontology annotation, biological process: L-serine biosynthetic process; dephosphorylation. Lineage: Eukaryota; Bigyra; Opalinata; Blastocystidae.
AUGAUAACACAUUUGAAAGGACUUCACCCACAAAAGGCCAUCCAAGUUUUGCGAAAUGCGCAAUGCUUCUUUUUGGAUGUAGACAGUACCCUUAUACAUGAAGAAGGGCUCGAUGAGUUCGCACGGUAUUUGGGCAAGUAUAAGGAGGUCUGCUCCAUAACUAACCAGGCAAUGGCGGGCGAAAUAUCCUAUGUAGAAGGUUUUGAAAAGCGAAUGAACUUGCUGCAUCCCACAAUCGAGCAGAUGACUUCAUUUUUAAGAAACUGGAAUCCGACCCUCACAUCUGGCGUGAAAGAGUUUAUUUCCUAUUUGCAGAACAACCGGAAAUUGGUGUAUCUUGUGAGCGGAGGCAUAUCACAUCUUGUAUUUCCAGUGAGCGACAAGCUAGGUAUUCCACACGAUCAUGUUUUGUGUAAUGAAAUCUACUUUUCGAAUGGUUUAUACAGUGGCUUUGAUCGUUCUCGGCUUAUAAACAAUCCCAGGGGCAAAUGCCUUGAAAUUGAAGAGGUUUUCGCCCAUAUUGGAGAGAAAGAGAGCGUAAUGAUCGGUGACGGAGCAACGGAUCUGGAAACAAAAGACGUAGUGGACGCCUUUAUCUGUUUUACAGGAGUAAAAGAUCGUCCUUCAGUUUCAAGCCAGGGCGACUUAGUGAUCGCAUCCUUCCACGAUCUAUUAUCCCUCCUCCUCCUCCUUUCUCCUUUUUUCUAA